Molecule: messenger RNA, 3570 nt
Organism: Myodes glareolus (Bank vole)
Lineage: Eukaryota; Metazoa; Chordata; Mammalia; Rodentia; Cricetidae
Source: RefSeq, a predicted model, not a curated record
CUAAACCCUCCCAGUCCAAACUCAGCUCUCACUGCGCUGUUCCCUGAGAACCUGGAGUGAGCCCCUUCCCAGUCCCGGGAGGCCGCCGCGCUAGCUGCGCGGACUGAGCCUUUUCCCGACUCCAGACCGGCUCUGGACGUGAGAUCCCAGCCGCCUCUGGGGAGGAGAGACGGGGGUCCUGCCGCACCUUCCAAAGGAGGGUACCUUGGUCACCACGGCUGUCACAUUUCACAGACCUCACCGCAUCUCUCCUCCUAUCUCCAAGGACCAUGACCUCAGAGAUCCCCAGAAAGGGCCUUCUGAUGCUGCUGGUGGCCUUGGGCCUAACCAAGGGAGGUGUGGUAAAGGCCUCCAGGGAUCGACUGGUGAACUGCACUUGUGAGAGCCCACACUGCAAGAAACCAACCUGCCAGGGUGCAUGGUGCACAGUGGUGCUGGUCCGCGAACAGGGAGGGCACCCGCAGGUCUCUCGGGGCUGCGGGAACAUAAACGAGGAACUCUGUUUGGGACGCCCGACAGAGUCUUUCAAUCACCACUGCUGCUAUCGAUCCUUCUGCAACCACAAUGUGUCCUUGGAGCUGGAGGCCACCCAAACUCCUUCGGAGGAGCCAAAAGAUCCCUACCUGCUUUUGAUCUUGGGUCCCGUGCUGGCCUUGCUAGUCCUGGUGGCCUUGGGUGCUCUGGGCUUGUGGCACGUCCGGCGAAGGCAGGAGAAGCAGCAGGGUCUGCACAGUGACCUGGGCGAGUCCAGCCUCAUCCUGAAGGCGUCCGAACAGGGAGACAGCAUGUUGGGGGACUUCCUGGACAGCGACUGCACCACGGGCAGUGGCUCGGGACUCCCCUUCCUGGUGCAGAGGACAGUAGCCCGGCAGGUCGCACUGGUGGAGUGUGUGGGAAAGGGCCGAUAUGGCGAGGUGUGGCGGGGUUCAUGGCACGGCGAGAGUGUGGCGGUCAAGAUCUUCUCCUCACGGGAUGAACAGUCCUGGUUCCGGGAGACAGAGAUCUACAACACAGUUCUGCUUAGGCACGACAACAUCCUAGGCUUCAUCGCCUCUGACAUGACCUCACGCAAUUCGAGCACACAGCUGUGGCUCAUCACCCACUACCACGAGCACGGCUCCCUCUAUGACUUUCUGCAGAGGCAGACGCUGGAGCCCCAGUUGGCCCUGAGGCUAGCCGUGUCUGCGGCCUGUGGCCUGGCACACCUGCACGUAGAGAUCUUUGGCACUCAAGGCAAACCAGCCAUCGCCCAUCGUGACCUCAAGAGCCGCAAUGUGCUGGUCAAGAGCAACUUGCAAUGUUGCAUUGCAGACCUGGGACUGGCUGUGAUGCACUCCCAGGGUAGUGACUACCUGGACAUUGGCAACAACCCCCGAGUGGGGACCAAGAGGUACAUGGCACCUGAGGUGCUGGAUGAACAGAUCCGAACAGACUGCUUUGAGUCAUACAAGUGGACGGACGUUUGGGCCUUUGGCCUAGUGCUGUGGGAGAUCGCCCGGCGGACCAUCAUCAAUGGCAUUGUGGAGGAUUACAGGCCACCCUUCUAUGACAUGGUACCUAAUGACCCCAGCUUUGAAGACAUGAAAAAGGUGGUGUGUGUUGACCAGCAGACCCCCACCAUUCCUAACCGGCUGGCUGCAGAUCCGGUCCUCUCCGGGCUGGCCCAGAUGAUGCGGGAAUGCUGGUACCCCAACCCCUCUGCUCGCCUCACCGCGCUACGCAUCAAGAAGACUUUACAGAAGCUCAGCCACAACCCAGAGAAGCCCAAAGUGAUUCACUAGCCUAGGGUCGCUGGACUCCUUCACCUGAAGCGUGUGGUGGGGCAGAAGAUGAACCCUAUCUGGGUAGAGGUAGUGCAAGUGUGCACGCUGCCCUGUGUGUGCCUGCCCAGCUUGGCCCCCAGCCCAUCCAGUCAAAAAUACAACUGGGCUGAAAUCCGAUCUGCCUCUGUCUGGCCUGCUCAAAGUGGCGGGCUCUCUGACGCCUGGCUGGACUUCCCAUCCCCAAAGUCAGCAGGGUACACCCCUGCCACUCCCAGGGCAGGGUAGCCAAGCCAGAGAACCCCGGGCUCAAAUCCUGGGCUUGCAAUCUCUCCUACCCUUGGUCAGCCUUACUGCCCCACCGGAGCUGCCAGGAUGGCACAGAGCCCUGUCCAGCUUCAGCAGACACUCCAUCGUGACAGGGCCCAGCGGAAGAGACGCAACGGCCUCAGUUUCUCACUGUGGGUUUUUAUCACUUCAAUGAUGCCUUUCCUGACUAGACUAGUGAAUGCCAGUCUCUCAGGUGAGGUGGCGCCUGAUCCUGCCACCCUCUGUCCCCUUACCAUCCCAGCUGACUUGUGAGGGUAUCAAAAUCCAAGGGUCUUCUGAGGAGAAGGAAGAUCGAAAUUGGUGGAGGAGAGCCAGCAUUGCUCUGUUCAAUAGGAGAGGGACCUGGCUGUCUUAAGAUCUUAGAUUUGGCCCGGGUGUUCUUUGAGGCGUCUCUGACCCCGAUUUUCCUGAAGCUCAGCAUGCAUGAAAGCUCAGUCCAUCACUCACCAACUGCUCCUGUGUCCCUCCCCAGUCGUUUGCCUCAAGCUGGGGUUUGUAAUAACUCUGGGUCCAGGACAACCUAAGGCAUCUCCUAGUCCGCUCUCCAAACCCCAGUUCUUUCCUGCAGCUGUGGCCACCCUGGGACUCAGGCAGCACCGGACCCUCUGACUCCCUCUGUGGCUUGGCCUUCUUUGUCCCAGGGCUCAGGAGUGGUUUCCAAGACUGAAAAGAAAUUUGUCUCCUGUCAAGAAGCCUCCGGUUACCAGGGUUCUGCUCCCUCCUGGCCUUGACUCCAGGCCCCAGAAAGUGUACCUCAGGAGAACUUAGCCUAGAACAACACCAAAAGCUUGGCAUUUAGAAAUGGAGGGGUAUACACUCAUGUGCUGACGAGGGCAACUGAAGCCUGGGCGGCCAGACUGAAGAGAAGUGGCUUACAGCAAGGCUUAAGGAGGGGAGGGUGGGGCUCAGGCAAGAGGCAAGAUCAUCCUCAAUCUUAGGAAGACCUGGCCUAGCUGGCCUACACACGCACACACACACACACACACUCCCCACGAGUGUCUCUGUUGUAUGUCCUCCCAUCGCCGUUUUUCUCAAGCCUGCCUCAGCAAUGAACAAGGACCAAGGAGAACCAGGAAGUGAAACUAUAUGAAAACAGAAAGUAGACCAGCGUUUCCCAGACCAGUGGGGCACAGUGGAUGAUUCUCUGGUGACGGCAGCCAGGGAAUCGCGUUCCUGACUGAAGGAUUUUAUUUCUACCGGACUUGGGAACAAACUCCUCCUUGGACUCCACAGCCAGAAACUGAAGACAGCAGCUCUUCCAGGGCUAGGAAAUCCUAAGCGGAGAGCAGCUGAAGGAGGGUUUGAGUGACGGGGGCAUAGAAAAGUAAGGGGCUCUCUAGAGACAGCUAAAUCCAAAUGCUUCUAAGAGCAGAUGUACGGAUGGAACCUACCUUUCUGUACUUAAAGAUACCGUUUAUGGGAGCAUUUAGCUGGUGGCAUGCAUGUAGUAGGGCCUGAAUAAAACUUAGUUGCCUCCUGA